CUGGUACAGGGCUGGGGAUAGAGGUUGUAGGGCUGACCCCAGGGGCAGCGGGUAGAUGUCAGGGGGCAGGUACAGGGUUGGGGAUAGAGGUUGUAGGGCUGACCCCAGGGGUAGCAGGUAGAGGUUGUAGGGCUGACCCCAGGGGCAGCUGGUAGAUGUCGGGGGGUAGGCACAGGGUUGGGGAUAGAGGUUGUAGGGCUGACCCCAGGGGCAGUGGGUAGAUGUUGGGGGGCAGGCACAGGGUUGGGGAUAGAGGUUGUAGGGCUGGUACAGGGUUGGGGAUAGAGGUUGUAGGGCUGACCCCAGGGCAGCAGGUAGAUGUUGGGGGGGCUGGCACAGGGCUAGGGAUAGAGGUUGUAGGGCUGGUACAGGGUUGGGGAUAGAGGUUGUAGGGCUGACCCCAGGAGCAGCGGGUAGAUGUCGGGGGGCUGGUACAGGGCUGGGGAUAGAGGUUGUAGGGCUGACCCCAGGGGCAGCGGGUAGAUGUCGGGGGGCAGGCACAGGGCUGGGGAUACAGGUUGUAGGGCUGACCCCAGUGGCAGCAGGUAGAGGUUGUAGGGCUGACCCCAGGGGCAGCGGGUAGACGUCAGGGGGCUGGCACAGGGCUGGGGAUAGAGGUUGUAGGGCUGACCCCAGGGGCAGCAGGUAGAGGUUGUAGGGCUGGUACAGGGCUGGGGAUAUAGGUUGUAGGGCUGACCCCAGGGGCAGCAGGUAGAGGUUGUAGGGCUGGUACAGGGCUGGGGAUAGAGGUUGUAGGGCUGACCCCAGGGGCAGCAGGUAGAGGUUGUAGGGCUGACCCCAGGGGCAGUGGGUAGAUGUUGGGGGGCAGGCACAGGGUUGGGGAUAGAGGUUGUAGGUCUGGUACAGGGCUGGGGGUAGAGGUUGUAGGGCUGACCUAGGGACAGUGGGUACAUGUCAGAGGGCUGGGUACUGUAGUUGAUACAGUACGGGGGGUAGAGGUCAGGGAGUAGGGUCAGUUCCUGUAGGGCUGGCUCUGUGGGGCUGCAUAUGGUGCCCCUGGGUGGCCUCUGUGAGGCUGGAGGGGUUUGAGUUUGAGGGUUGGGGUUUGGCAUGGUCCCUAGGGAAUGGAGUAUGGGGGUAGGUUCAGUAAUCCAACUGUCAUGAUCCUAGGGAGGGGAGGAGAGGUGUGGGAGGGUUCUGACAUACUGUAGGGGGUGCAUGGAUGGGGUUUGAGAUUGUGAAGCAGUAGGGCUGGCAUGGUGUCUAGAGGUGUGUGAGGUCUGAGGGGUGCUGACAUACCCCCUGGGGAGGGGGGGUAUAACCUGAAGGGGGUGACACAGUGGUGAAGGUGGGGAGAGUUGGGAGGCAUAGUUUCUGUAUGUGAAGUCUGAGAGAGCCCAUGUGGUGUCUAGGGGAGGGUGGUAAGAUGCCUGAACGGUCUAGGGCAGUGACGGGUACCUGUGAGGAGAGGACCAUACUAGGGAUUAUCCCAGUGCCUAUGAUGGGCAAGAAGCAUCCUGGAAUGGUAAUGCACAUGAUUGGGGUUUGCACUGCUUCCCUGGGCUCACUUGGGCUUAUGCGUUUUUUUGGUGUGCCCUGGUCAUGGAGUCUGGCAGCCACACUGGGCAUUUACAUUGGCAGUGGAGGAUGGAGGUUUCUCCGUAUCAUCUUUAAGACGGCUCUGAGGGAUCUCUUUGGCCUCUCGGUGCUGAUACGAGUCAAGUAUGAGUUGCGAAAGCAUCAGCGAACCAAAAACACUAUUCCAAAGAUCUUCCACGAUGUUGUCCGCAGACACCCUGACAAAGUGGCUCUGAUCUAUGAGGCCAAUGAUGAGAAAUGGACAUUCCGGCAGCUGGAUGAGUAUUCCAAUGCCGUAGCUAACUUCUUCUACCAGCAGGGGUUCCGUCUGGGUGAUGUCAUUGCCAUCUUCAUGGAGAGCCGUCCUGAGUUCGUGGGCCUCUGGCUUGGGAUGGCAAAAGUUGGUAUUGAGGCAGCUCUCAUUAACUUCAAUUUGCGUCUGGAUUCUUUGGUUUACUGUGUGACAACCUCAGGGGCAAAGGCUGUGAUCUUUGGAGGAGAGCUGGCUGCAGCAAUAUCUGAAGUGAAUGGGAUGCUGGGCAAGAACAUGGUGAAGUUCUGCUCUGGAGAUUUUAACCCAGACUCUGUCCCUGUGGAGACUAAAUACCUUGAUCCUCUUCUGAGUACUGCAUCAAAAUCUCCUCCAGAUCAGAUUGCAGCCAAAGGUUUAGAUGAUCGGCUCUUCUAUAUCUACACAUCUGGCACGACAGGAAUGCCAAAGGCUGCUAUUGUGGUGCACAGCAGGUACUACCGCAUAGCUGCCUUUGGGUACUAUGCCUACAGAAUGUGCCCUGAGGAUAUCCUCUACAACUGCCUGCCACUCUAUCACUCAGCAGGUAACAUCAUGGGAGUCGGCCAGUGUCUAAUCCAUGGCCUCACUGUGGUGAUCAGGAAGAAGUUCUCAGCCAGUCGCUUUUGGGAUGAUUGUACAAAAUACAAAUGCACAAUUAUUCAGUAUAUUGGGGAGAUCUGUAGGUAUCUUCUGAACCAGCCAGUACGGGAGGCAGAAGCACAACAUCACGUGCGACUUGCAGUGGGAAAUGGAUUGAGACCCACAAUAUGGGAAGACUUUACAAGGCGCUUCAGAAUUAAACAGAUUGGGGAGUUCUAUGGAGCCACAGAGUGUAAUUGCAGCAUUGCUAACUUGGAUGGAAAGGUUGGAGCCUGUGGUUUCAACAGCCGGAUUUUGCCCAAUAUUUAUCCCAUUCGCUUGGUGAAGGUAAAUGAAGACACCAUGGAGCUGAUCCGUGACUCCAGCGGGCUCUGCAUCCCCUGCUGCCCAGGAGACGUGUUAGUGAUGGAUGAACUUGGUUACAUGUACUUCAAAGACCGUAGUGGGGACACAUUUCGGUGGCGAGGGGAAAAUGUCUCCACCACAGAAGUAGAGGGAAUCCUGAGUCACAUCCUCAGUCAAACGGAUGUUGCAGUGUAUGGAGUAGAGGUACCAGGGGUUGAAGGGAAAGCUGGAAUGGCAGCAAUAGCAGAUCCAAAAGCGAAACUGAGUCCUAAUGCUUUGUAUCAGGAGCUACAGAAGGUGCUGCCUCCCUAUGCACGGCCCAUCUUUCUUCGUCUCCUGCCUCAAGUUGACACCACAGGCACAUUCAAAAUCCAGAAAACCCGUUUACAGAGAGAAGGAUUUGACCCUCAUCAAACAUCAGACCGGUUAUAUUUUCUCGAUCUAAAGUCGGGAAAAUAUGUUCCAUUGGAUGAAUGCCUCUUUGAGAAGAUCCGUGCCAGAAAAGUCGCUCUGUGAUCUGGUCUCUGUCUCUUGCAGGAAACGCUGCUGACUAGCUUAAGGAGGGACCCUGCCUGUGAAAGUGAGGGAUUCCUGCUAGAUAAAUAGUGCAAGGUCCUCGUGCAAUGCAUCGGCAACCGUGACAAAUUCAUUGGGCUGUAGGACGUUGUCCUCACAUGUCUUAAGCACAUUAAUUUGUGACCUAUUCCUAUCCUGGGCAUAGACAUGCCAUUUCUCUACUGUUCUGUGUCUAGAGAUUUUUUUUUCUCUUUGUAACCACUACAAACUGAGGGACUCUGUGCAACAUGGGAGGUGUUUAUGGUCUGAAUUAUUUAUUGUAACAUCCUGAGGAUGUAACUGAACAGAAAUGCUAUGCCCUGAGCAGGUUUCCUUCUGCUUUCUCUUUCAACGUUAUGUUGCUAUCUAUAGACCUUUAGUUAGUAGCAUGUUUGCUUCAGGUAGAGCAUUUGAUUGUCCCAUCUCACAUUUCUUUUUCUUAACUACACAUCUAAGAUUCGCUGUAGUGGGAAGUCUUGCUCUGAAGUGUCUGUCAUUCAUUUACCUAAGGUAUUCUGUUUGUGCAAUGGGGCCUAGCACAAUGGGGUCCUGGUCGAUGACUGGGGCUCUAGGCAUUAUGAUAAUAAAUAAUAAUAGGAUUGGGAAUUAAUCAGAUUGUUGACCACUGGAGUGCAGUCUCUAUGAAUCUUCACAAACUGUGGUCUGCAGAAUAAACAGGUUGUUAAUUCACUGAAGGAAGUCAAUUGGGUGUAAAUGGCUAAAAAGCAUAAUUAGGGUCACAGGGCCACUGCCUAGGGACAUUGUUCAUUGGCAUAAUGUAUUUAAACUUGUUACUGGCCUACGCGAUGAGGUAAAUAGCUGGACUUGACAGAGGAGUCACAUGGGAAUGUUAUACCUUUUCAUGCUAAUGUGAGGUCUUAGGAAAUGUUAAUUUUAAUGCUGCUGUGUAUUUUCUUUAAUUUUAUUUUUAUAUUUACUGGUGGUUUUCAUCUUUAAAUUGUUCUGCCAUCUGCUGGAAAUUAGUGGCAAUUGUUGAACACCAAGGAAGGCCACAUAUGACAAGACAAAUAGGAACAUAAUAAUUUUAAUGUCUACUCCAACCUCCAUUAGAAUUUUAUCUUCUGUUUUUUAAUGUGGGCAAAUCCAUUAACAGACACUUCCGGAUGUACUUGUUUUCCUGGUGCUUUUGCCACUAUUAGAACUAAAUGUAACUCUUAAAAUUGGAGAAUUAAAGGGUUUGACCUUCACAGGUGUGUGUGCAUGCUGUGCUUCCACCUGUCCUAACAAUGGAUUAUUUUCUCAUUUUAAUUGUGUAGUCCUGAGCAGCUGGUCAUUCCCUUGUUUUGGAGGCAUUUGAAUUUACCAUAUCUGGUAAUGGCAGCUACUGCUGGUGUAUCCAGCCAUGUGAUGCCUUAAGGAACGUUCAGUGGACUAGUACUUUUUAUGCAAUUUAUACUGGAAGGACCAUAUUCUGUUGCACCCUGUUCAGCAGUUCCAGUUCCAAUUACAGCACUUCAACGACACUACAUGGAGCAUAAGAAAAAAAUUCAUUCUACCCUUUCUCUGGUGGAGUUAAUGCUUCAUCUAAAAUAUUUUUAUAAAGUUUUGAGGAUGCUUUUGAAACACAUUGUUUUAAUGUUUAAUGCACUCAAGAAACUGGACCUUAUCAGUGGUUUAAAUACUGAUUUUUUUUUAAAUCUGGAAUGUGCCUUUUAUCAGGACAGACAUUGAAGAAAGUCAUUCAUGGUAAGAAUGAACCUAGUUAACUGGAACUAUAAUAUACUCAAAAACAAAAUGAGAGAGUCUGCAGCUUGGGAACUGAACUCACCAGCCACCGGCUAUCACUUUAAAUAUACUAAAGUUUCUUGUAGUUUAAAGGAUGUCAUGUAUUGACUAAUUAAACUUUUAAAACAAAAUAGUUUUCAUACUGAUCACUAUAUUGUCUAACUAUUAUUUGUUUUUACCAAACUCAGAAAUAAAAACAAACACAUUAAAACAAA
This is a messenger RNA of Mauremys reevesii (Reeves's turtle), 5292 nucleotides long. It is a transcript of the gene SLC27A1, whose product is annotated as solute carrier family 27 member 1. Gene Ontology annotation, biological process: phosphatidylethanolamine biosynthetic process; response to insulin; adiponectin-activated signaling pathway. The transcript has 12 exons. Gene Ontology annotation, molecular function: long-chain fatty acid-CoA ligase activity; long-chain fatty acid transmembrane transporter activity; fatty acid transmembrane transporter activity. Gene Ontology annotation, cellular component: mitochondrial inner membrane; plasma membrane. Bases 1361 to 3292 code for a protein of 643 amino acids. NCBI's taxonomy places the organism in Eukaryota, Metazoa, Chordata, Testudines, Geoemydidae. The record is from RefSeq and is a predicted model, not a curated record.